CCGGCUUUUGAUUGGCGUACGCACGCGCAGAGUGAAGAUGGCGGUCGUGAAGUAGAAAUAAUCUUUGGGUGGAUGUUUACCUUUUUAUUAGUGAAAUAUGUGAAUUUUCAAUAAUUACAGUGCCGUUGAGUGAAAAAAUAAUUCAAUAAAUUAUUUUAGAACCAAUAUAUGGCUUCAUAGCCACGGAUUGCUCGUUUUUGGUGAAAUAUGUGAAUUAUUUUCCAUACGUGAUCUUCUGUGUGUCAAUCAUGGCCGCCUGGAAACCCCACGUAAAUAGGCUACAGAAAUAGUUUUUUCGAAAGAUAUACCUGAAUUUUGAGUGUAUUACGUGGAUUUUCAUAUUCUGAAUUAUUAGAACAGUGCAUUGUUAUAGACAUUAACUAGAAAAUGGCAGAACCAUCGAAGACUGGUGUACCAAGAAUUAUGGUGUUUCGACCUACGUGGGAAGAAUUUAAAGAUUUCUCCAAGUGCAUAAAACACAUGGAAUCUAAAGGGGCUCAUAAAGCUGGAUUGGCAAAGGUAAUUCCCCCACCAGAAUGGGUUCCCAGAAAGGGUGGAUAUGAUGUAGAUAAUCUUAGUGUUGUUAUCCCAGCUCCCAUCUGUCAAGUGGUCACAGGUAAACAGGGCCUAUACCAACAGAUCAACAUUCAAAAGAAACAAAUGACUGUAAAGCAGUAUAAAGAUUUGGCAAAUUCUGAAAGAUAUGCUACUCCUAAACACUUUGAUUACGAAGAUCUUGAGAGGAAGUAUUGGAAGAAUAUCACCUAUGUUGCUCCCAUUUAUGGAGCUGAUGUUUCUGGAAGUUUGACAGAUGAUGAUGUUAAUGAAUGGAACAUAAAUAGACUGGGAACCAUUCUGGAUUAUGUAAAUGAAGAUUAUGGCAUUUCCAUUGAAGGAGUAAAUACUGCAUAUCUGUACUUUGGCAUGUGGAAAACUACUUUUGCUUGGCACACUGAGGAUAUGGACCUGUAUUCUAUUAACUACUUACACUUUGGUGCUCCAAAAACAUGGUAUUCCAUUCCACCAGAGCAUGGGAGAAGGUUAGAAAGGCUGGCAAAUGGAUUUUUUCCAGGUUCAUAUAAAACAUGUCAGGCUUUUUUGAGGCAUAAAAUGACAUUGAUAUCACCACAGAUCCUGAAACAGUAUUCCAUACCAUACAAUAAGAUUACACAAGAAGCUGGGGAAAUAAUGAUAACAUUUCCAUAUGGAUAUCAUGCAGGUUUCAACCAUGGCUUCAACUGUGCAGAAUCUACAAACUUUGCUCAAGAAAGGUGGGUAGAAUAUGGAAAAAGAGCAUCACAAUGCACAUGUAGCAAAGAUAUGGUCAAGAUUUCUAUGGACACGUUUGUUAAGAGAUUUCAACCUGAUAGAUAUGAAAAUUGGUUGAAAGGUGAAGAUGUUGGCCCUCAUCCAGAAGAACCAGAUAGAAAAGUUGCAGCACCCUUGCCAUUGCCCCAGGAUAUUCUGUGCAAUAAAAAUAAUCUGACUUUGCCACAGAGCUAUAUGGAAGGUAAAAAGGUUAAGAAGGGCAAGAUGGCAGCAUUCAACCAAUUCAAUCUCACUGAAUUUCCACCUGCUUUACAAAUGGAACUGAUGCAAGAAGACCAGAUGGAAUUUCCCACAGAUGAUAUUCCUCCUGAUGAGCAACAGUUGGAGGUUUUAGAAGAUAUUUGGCUCAAAGCUGGAGAAAUUGAGGCAGAAGAUGCGUCAGUUUGUGAUGCAGGUUAUAACAUAAAGAAGAGCAGGAAGUACUUCCAGAAGAAGAAGAAAAAGAAGGAUGAGAAGGACAAGGAUAAAGAAAAAGAGAAAAAGAAGCGGAAGGCAGAAGACUCAGAAACUGGAAUUAAGAGAGAGUAUGACGAUGAGCUUACUGGGCUUUAUUCUGAAUGUGAUAGGAAAGAUAAAAAGGUCUGUGGUAAAAUUGUGAAACCAAUAGAAGAUGAACAUUUUGAAGAUGCUGCGGCUCACCUGAUGAAGUCAUUGCUUGCAGAUGAUUUGUUGAUAAAUAAAACUAAGGUGAAGAAAGAGAAAAACAGCGGCGAAAAGAAAAUUAAAAAACUCAAAGAACCAAAACCCGCCACGUCUACAUCCGCAAUCAGUUCAACAUCCAACGGAUCACAACUUUUGGAGGACGACAGUCAGAAUGAGGUGAAGAAAGAAAUAGACGACAUUAUCCGAGCAGCGGCGGAAGAACACGAGAAGAGUGUCCGAUUGCAGCAAACUACUUCCGUUUUUGAUACUAAAAUCGAAAGUGGUAAUGGUGGUGAGGAAAACAAAAAUAAGUUGGAUUUGAAGACGUAUCGUAGACCUAAACAAGAUAUGGCAGCAAGUAGUAGUAUGGGCAAAGUGCAAACUAUAAAAACCUCCAGAGGCAUAAUAACAGUGGUUGGAUCUUCAGCACCAGUAAUAACCAAACCAAAAAUACCCGAAUAUUUGCCUGACACCAGUGUCAAAAUAACACCGGUUGUACCACCCGUCAAAACGAAUUAUGAAAAUGCUUUCUUGAACUUCCUCAAAAAUAAAGAUGGGACAUCUGAAAAAGUCAAGGGCAAAGGAGCAUCAGCCGGUCCUGCUGCGGCUCGCAGGAAGUCUCAACCAAAACCGCCAACACCCAAAGUACAAGUAUCCGCUAGUCCAGGGAAUUGUAGUCCACGAAGUAGCUCACUGUCGUUAAAUAGUACAAAGCUUAGUAAUAGUUCAAGAGCUUCCACGCCAGAAUCUCCUAAAAAAUCGAUAUUGCAUCAUACUUUUUCUGCUAAUAUGUCGCCGUUGUUGAAUAAUCUGAUAGAACAACAGACGGGCGUUAGAAUAGAGAGAGUUCAAGCGCCGAGUACUAGCACAGAAACUGUUAGACAACAUCUUCAGACAAAUCAUAGCAACGUGGAGUAUCAAGAUAGCAUUUUGGAACAAAUUAUUGGAAACAUUGGUGGACAGGAGGAUUGCACAAAUUACAUCACGACUAACAACACAGAUGUAAACCUCCAGCAUACAAGUGGCGGUGUCAUUGGACAGCACUUUGGUGCAGUGUAUAACACACUGGACCAACAAAAUAUUCAAACUGUAAAUAGAAUGCCAGAACUGACACCGCCAGAACCGUCCAAUUCCGGAGUGGAACAUGACCAAAUGCCCCAAUUGGCAGUUCAAGGUGACACAUUCAUCACUGCUACUGACUCUCCUCCCAACAAUUAUAACCCCAGCAUGUUGUGGAAUAGCCAGAAGUAUUUCACUGUGAACAGUUGCUCGAAAAUGAUCUAUGACAAUCCUGAUAGAUUCUAUCCUAUGUCGUAUGCGCCUAUCACGUUGGAUAUCGAAGACAAUAAAAAAGUCGUAGUAGAAAACAUACCCGAAGAUGUAUCAGUCAAUAUCACAUCAUUAGAAGAAUGUAAUUUUCAACACAUAGGUCUUGAACUCGAAGUUACAGGACAGAAAGAACUCGACUCGGAUUCUAGUGAUUCGUCGAGUGAUAGCAGCGACGAUGAUAGCAAUGGUAGUGGCUCAAAUUUCUCAGAUGAAGAACAUCAAAAAAAUAUUUCAAAGAAAGUAGAUAACGAAGAGGUUGAUGUUGUUACUGUAGAUAAAGAAAACGUACGGAGUAAUUUGAAGAAGAAGCAGUGUUCGAAGUAUCCAGCAUUGGCUAAGGCGAAGAACAGGAGGCGGAAUCAAACAGCGUCCACUGCCCUGAAAUCUACGAUGAAACAAGCAAUUGGGAAGCAAAAAUCUAGGAGGUGUUUAUCCGAGAUUACUGUAGGCGCGAAGAAAAGUCGGCGUCUGCCAAAAUCGAAUCUGUCCGUCGUCCGCGAGAUGUUGCAGGAUUUCAAGCGUCGCUUCGACUUCUCCCCCUCCACCGUUCCUCAAGCUGCUUCCGAUCCGAAGGCUCCCCUUAGCAAAUAUUUACGUUAUAAAAAAGCAAACUUUACUCCGUUAGAAUGCCGCGUUGCGUGCGUCGAUGUGUUGAAGAACUUCAGCAAAGACGUACAAGAGUACCUGUUGUCCGGCCUGACUUUGUUCAACGUCAGCUCAGUGCCACUACAGGAAAAAGUUGGAAGUAUUAAGGGCAGGCAUACCGGAAGGCAGAAACAGUCUGCCGACAAGAAAGCGCUUAUAAAAGUUGGCGACACAGUAUGGGCGCGCCAUAAGAAUCACCGUUACUACACAGCCACGGUGACUGAAUUGAAAAAGGAGAACAGGUUGUGCGUAUUCUUCCCCCUGGAUCAAAGCUUCUCCAAGGAUAUUCGGGAGAGCGACAUCGUCGAUUUCGACCAGCUGCGUGAACCGCCCUCUGUCGGCCAACGUCUACAGAUAAGAUGGGUUGACGGAUAUGUAUAUGAUGCUGAUUAUAUCGGCAAGCUGGAGAAAUAUAUUUACACGGUGAUAUUUGAGGACCUAUCAAAAUGCGUGUUACAAAGGGAACACGUGUUUAGUCUGAAGGAAAGUAUACCUAAACGCAUACUUGGCAAGUUGGUGAGUAGUACACAAGGAAAAAGAAGGAGAAAAUGAAAAUCAUAUGCAAGUGAUAUGAAAAACAGAGAGCAUCUCUAUGACUUAGAACGACAGCUUCCUGAGAAAAGGCCGGUUAAGCGAAAAAUCUAUGAGGAAGAUUAGUUUUUAAUUAAAAUUUUAAAUUCUUUUUACUAUAAUUUUGUUCAAGACUGAUGUUAAGAUUAUAUUUUGCGGUAAUCGUUCUUUCGUUUUCGGUUCAUAGUGUGAAUUAUCUUUUUUGUGAUUUUUGAAUACAUAUUUUUAGUGGUCUCUUUAUAGGUAAAUUGUGUAUCACAAUUUAUUGAUGCCUUUUUGUAGAUUAGGUUUGUGAUGUAUUUAUUAUAGGUGAUGUGUAAAUACAAAGAUUUAUUACCCUGAAUAAUGAAUUUGCUUCACCCUGUAAAAAUCUUGAAUUGUAAGAUAAACUCUAAUUACAAAAGUAUUAAACAAAUGUUCAC
Messenger RNA from Acanthoscelides obtectus, 4937 nucleotides. The record is from the annotation of a GenBank genome assembly. NCBI's taxonomy places the organism in Eukaryota, Metazoa, Arthropoda, Insecta, Coleoptera, Chrysomelidae.